AUGACCGUUAGAAGAAGUGUUCUACGACCGUGUACUUCUGAUAGAUUGAAUUGGACUGCUGAACUUUUAGCGCGUUCCUGUCCGGAUCCUGGGAAGCUGGAAAACGGUAUUCGAGAUGGUGAUGUGUUCGAAUACCCACAUACCGUGGUAUUUCACUGCCAUCCCGGAUUUCUGCUAUUGGGACCGGCGAUGAGGAAAUGCGAGAGUAACGGCGAAUGGUCGGAUGAGCCGCCCGUUUGUCAGGCAACGGAAUGUCCACGCCCACCUGAUCCAUUGCAUGGACGAGUUCUCGGUACUUCUUUGACCUACCAGUCCACCGUAACGUAUUCCUGCAAAGAAGGAUACCGACUGGUUGGACAGGUCCAGCGUAUUUGUCUAGCCGAAGGAACCUGGGCUGGUAGAUUCGCUGUCCAAAUUUACCUCCGCUCAGUAACGGAUACAUAG
Molecule: messenger RNA, 444 nt
Organism: Cooperia oncophora
Lineage: Eukaryota; Metazoa; Nematoda; Chromadorea; Rhabditida; Trichostrongylidae
Source: the annotation of a GenBank genome assembly